This is a messenger RNA of Anneissia japonica, 2807 nucleotides long. Its product is annotated as G-protein coupled receptor 54-like. Lineage: Eukaryota; Metazoa; Echinodermata; Crinoidea; Comatulida; Comatulidae. Gene Ontology annotation, biological process: G protein-coupled receptor signaling pathway. Gene Ontology annotation, molecular function: G protein-coupled receptor activity. The transcript has 5 exons. Gene Ontology annotation, cellular component: membrane. Bases 352 to 1431 code for a protein of 359 amino acids. The record is from RefSeq and is a predicted model, not a curated record.
GUCAAAGAUUUUAUUUGCAAAAAGAAAAAAGUCAGUUGGAGUGACGUAUGGGGUGGCGCUCUUUUAUUAGCAAGUGUGCUAGUUGCAAAUAUCGACCAGAGAUGGAAAUACACAACACUUCUGAGUUUUCUGAGUAUAGUACGGUACGGUACGUCCUCUACCAAAAUAAAUUCAAUUUGAAUAUUUACGGGGUAGCCUUGUCGUCCCAGUGAGGAGUUUGCAUGUGUAGUUGUAUUCUCCGACUGAGUACAAUUUAUGCUGUGUUCAUCUUGACGUAUUCACAUUGGCAACAGAAAAUUUGUCGUUUUUCGACGGAAACCUUAUUAUUUAGUGGACAGAUUAAAUAAAACCAUGGAGGGAAACGCCACCAAGAGCGUUCAAUCAGACAAUGUCGGCGAAUACGAACUUUCAUACGGCAACGAUUAUUACUAUAUAGCAAACAAGCUAGAUGUUGAUAAAAUCGCAAUACCUUUCACUUGGACAUUGUUCAUUAUAGUCGGUCUUGUUUGCAACAGUAUCGUCAUCUAUGUGGUGUGUAGAUUUGGCACAAUGCGAACAGUCACAAAUUGUUACAUCGUCAAUAUUUCUGUGUCUGACAUCGUGUUUUUGCUCCUCUGCGCCCCGUUCACUACCUUCAACUACACCAGACCCUUGUGGAUUUUUGGAAACGCGAUGUGUAGUGUCGUCAUGUACCUGAUGCAGGUUUCGGUGCACGCUACCUCGUUGACUUUGAUGGCUAUGAAUAUCGAUCGGUAUUUUGCAAUCGUCUAUCCACUGAAAUCGAUCCGAUAUCGGACAGCUACUCUCGCAUUAGCGAUAAACAUCUCAAUUUGGAUAGUUUCAGGUUUAAUGUCGAUUCCCAUCGCCAUAUUCUCAACAGUCACGGAUUUUAUGGGACGACCUUACUGCAUUGAGCAAUUUAAAGAUGGCGGUUUUAUGUAUUAUAUAUAUGUUGUAUUUACCACCUACAUAAUCCCUCUCUCUGUACUCAUUGUUUGCAACCUCAACAUGCUACGGCAACUUUGGAAAUCGCGGGAUCAGUUGCGUGACACAACGUUAAGCGAACACUCAAUUAAACAACGCAGAAAGGUUACGAAAAUGAUACUGCUCGUUGUAGCAUUCUUUUUUGUCUGUUGGCUUCCGAUACAUGUAUUGAAUUUUUGGCAGAGGUUGGGCAACAGUAUCAACAAUAACUUAGCGCUGGCAAAAUUGAGAAUAUUUGCUCUGACUCUUGCUUAUAGUAAUUCGUGUGUGAAUCCAUUUGUAUACGCGUUCAUGGGGGAGAACUUUCGAACCUGUUUCAGAAGAGCAUUCCCGAUGUGCAGUAAGUCUAAUCGCGUUGCACACGGUAGCAGUAUGAAUACUUCCCGUACAAGAGAAACAAACCUACAAAAGGCUGCGGUACGCAUCAGACCUGAUGGCUUGUGUUGAACUUUAAAGUAAAACAGGAAUAUAGGUCUAUGUGAAUAACUUAUACUUUUUACAAUUUCCAUGAUGAGUAGCCAUUUAUAUUUAUAUUUUAGUAUCAGAUAGGGCCUAUAUAUAUAUACAUUUCAAAAUACAAUUUUCAUAUGUAACAAUCUGAUUCAUAUUUAUUCAUGUAACUUAUAUCUUGGUAUCUUUUAUUCAACAAAACAAUGUCAUUGCAGUUAACAAUAAAAUUAUGUAACUGAAUUGGGACAAUUUACAGAAAGAUCUAAUCUACGAAUUAAAAAAUUACACUUAUUAUAAAAAAUUAACAUGGUAAUAUAAUUAAAAUGUAAUUAAAAACUACCGCUACUACAAUAUAAUAUAAAAAAACAUUCAAAAAUAUUACUAAAAAUACGUUGAAAUUUACAAUUCUUCACAGUAUAAGAUUUAAUUUACCAAUUAAAAAUAUACAUUUUACACUAAAUUUUAUUAUAUAGACUAACAUAAACAUCAUGUAUACAACAAUUGAUGUAGUGCUAGUCAACAUAACAGUACCAUAUACACAUCUUUAUCUAGUUGGUAAUGCAUAUAGCAUCAUAAUAUAAUGACUACGUUAAUAAUUGAUCAUUAUUUUAGAAGUCUGGAUUUUCGGUGUUCUUAGUUUACUACUGUUUAGUCGCUGAUGGCGCUGUACCAAGGUAGGCCUAUUGAAAGGAAACUGACGCAACAGCUUUUUAUAAGAUUGUAAGUAGAUAUCAAGCAUGUUUUGUAGACGAACUAUUUUGCAAAACUGAGUUUUGAAUCAGCUUCAGGUAGAACACCGUAUAAGAAUAUUAAUAAUAGGCCUAUACAUAAUUUUGUAUCCAUUGCCGCUAUUUCUGAGGCUUACAUCCAUGAUAUGAUUAACAUACAGUAAUUAUGUUACUGUUUGCAUAUAAUUAUUAUGAAAGGUACAAACAAGAAUCAGAUAUUGUUUUUUAAUGUAAAUAUUUGUAAAGAAUUAUAUCAAUAUUUUAUAAUAUUAAGCUAAAAUAAAAUGAAUGAUCUUGCUCAUCAAAAUUAUUAUCGUAAAUUUGUAUGCCUUUUGUCUAUUCAUGUAAUUGAAUUGUCAUAAAUGUUUAUUUCUAUUUGUAUAAGAUGGGAAUUGAAUUUUCACUUUAGCAGCCCCAAUAUAAGAAAAGUGUAUUAAAUUGUUGGUUUUUUUUUUGUUUUUUUUUAUGUGUAGGCCUAUCUUGAUGGUCAAUUUAAUUUAAAUGUUACAUAUAAUUGAAAUAAAAUAAAUGUAUGUGUGUGUCAAUCUUGUUAUCCGUUUUCAAUAAUUCCUUUCUGGUACUUCUACGAUGAGAAAGUGUACCAAUUCCAACUUAAAGUAGACCUAAUAUUACAUAUACUUCAGA